GUGUUCGGUGUUCCUCCCCUCCCUUACCGCCACAGCCAGAGCCGCGCCUUCUCCGUCCGUGCUCAACGGCUCUCCCUUCUCUCCUCCGACGAUUCGUGCCCGUAGAACUCUGGUGGAUGGUGAUAGACGGCCGGCGACGAGGUGGUCCUCCUCCUCCUGCUCCUCAUUCCUCUCUCGGAUUGAGGCAUGGUGGUGGCUGGGUUAGGGUUUCCGGUUCGGGAUCGUCGGGGGAGGGCUCCAUGGCCGGCGGGCUUAGAGGAGCGUCUGGCGGCGGUGGCGGAUCGAGCCUGAGUUUGUUUACACUAUGGAGGAAUCACGAAAAAGAGAUGUUUCUACUGCAAAUGCUAAAAAUAUAAGCUCACAUCUUGAUGAAGACUUUGGAAAUGAUUUUCUUUCAUCUUGGAAGCUACCAAAAUCAGGAAAAAACACAAUUGACUUCAGUGUUGACUCAAUUCCAAAGAGUAGCAAGAAAUUCAACUUUGACAACCUGGAUGAUUUCGGACUUGAUGGAGCCUUUGACAAAUUACCAUCUUUUAAAAUGGGCAUGUCUGAUCUGGAUUUCUCUAGUCCUCUUAAGAAAAAGGUGAAGCACAGCAGUUCAAAUGGUGAUGAUCUUUCUGAAGGGAAAAAGGAAACUGAAAAGGACAUUUUCUCCUUCUCCUUUGAUUUCAAUGAGCUGGGAAAGUUUAGUCUUGAUGCUAAGCUAGGAAUUAAGGAAAAGACUAUGAGUAAAGGUACCGGUAAAGUUGACCCUGUCUCUUUAGAGGGUAACAAGGAUACACAAAGAGGCCUUUUGGCCAAGGGCACUGCUAUUCUUGAAGAUAACAAUAGUAAGGACAAACAAACACAGGAUGUUUGUGCAUCAAGACCUUAUCCGGCAAAUCAUGAGAUUGUAAAGAACGCCAGUCGACUGGCUUCAAAUGUUAAUGCUGCCGCUUCAUCUGACAAGAUCCAAGAACAUACCAGUGCCAAUCCUGCAACAAUGGAACAAACUAAAGUAGACUCUGUGCGCAGUGGCAAUCAUGGAGAGCAUCCUAAAGAGAUAUACCCAACAAAAGAAGCUGUUAACAUAGCUUCCCAGAAUUUCUCAUGCAGUGCUCUAUCCGGUGAAGAUCCAACACAAGUGCUACCAGAUCCUAUGAACAGUAAAGAUGCUCCUAUAGCGGACUUUGGUAAAGCUCAAGUAUCAAGGGAGAGUAAUGACAAUGAGCAGUCGAUUGGUUCACAAUCCAGGGACACUAACAUUAUUAAUCUCAAUGUCUCAAGAAGACCGGUGGGUCAAUUUGAUUCCCGGAAUGAGGUUGUGGAGGAAAGUGUGUCUCUUAAUGAAGGAAGUCAAGGUAACCAAAGUUUUAGUGAUGUUCCUAAGAAGUUUUUAAAGAAGACAUCAUGUGGGACAACGAAUACUGAGGAAGGGACUUCAGGGCAUAAGAGUCUCUCUUCUUCGACGCGGAGGGGAACCAGAAAUGUUGAACCUGCACUGGCAAAUGAGAGAGGAAGCUUUUCUCUUUUAUACAAGUCUGAGAAUAUGAAAGUAAGCAGGGUCGAACUAACUUCAGAAACAGCCUUAAAUCAAUUAUCUGGUGCAAGUAAAGUGAUAAAAAAGAUGACUACGCAUCCUACAGAUUUGAAAAGGGAACACAAGCAAGCUAAUGCAGGACCUGACAAAUCUAAAACUGCAUUCUCAAAAACAUACAGCAAGCCAGCAUCACAUGGGCUAUUGACCACCUCCAUUAAUGCCAAAGGUGACAGAAAUGUCAAAUCAGGCCUUGAGGCUCCUAGCUCAGGGAAUUCAUCUCUGCUGAAUGCUCGAAUGAGCACAGCACAUGGCAGUGGUCAUAAAAUUGUUGCAAAUCAUGUGCUUCUAAAAAGCAGCAACGCUUCUGAUUCAUUGCAAGUCGCUCCCUCCAAAGAUAAUAAAAUAUCAAUAAUUUCUCAAAUGACAGGAGCAAGAAUUGCAAAAUUAGGAAUCAGAAGUCCAAAGUCUGACAGGGUUCUAGAGAAGGAAUCGGUUCAACUGAGUGGGACCAAGGGUUCCCCUGUAACAACAUCCAAAAUCCUUAAGUCCGUUCCUGAAGGAAAACCUGCAUUGCCUAGCCCAGCCAUAAUGCAAAAGGUUCCUGAGGAAUCAGUUCUAGAUCCAAAAGCUCCUACAGUUCUCAAAUGCAUCAUGAGGUCUCCAGCUGUAAGAAAAUCACCUCAAACUGUUCCAGAGUUGGGAAAUGGAAUGAUUCUGGGAAGUGGAACUCCAAAAGCUCAUAUGGAUAAUGCGAUCUCUUCAUGUAUGCCAUCUGGGAUGGGAGACAUUUCAGAUCUAGAGUUGCCUAUGCUGUUAGAAAAUGAUGGCAACUUAGAAAAAGCUGAGACUUGCAGAAAGGAGCUUGAAGAUAUAUGCAUUUUAUUGAAAAGGAAACAUGCAGAAGCUAAAGAGCUAGCAGUUAAGGCUAUCGUUAACAACAAUACGAUGCUGAUGUUAAACCACCCAAUGUUUGAGGAGAAGAUUCGCUCGAUUCAGAAAUUUGCGAAUGACCUGAGAUCCAAAAAGUACUUAUUUGAGGAAGUUGGCACCAUUAACGCCCAUUGAUGCGGGACAAGUGCGGGGAAAAAAAUGCCUCGCCCUGGUGGAGUUCGGAUAAUGUAAGUGCAACGAAACAGCUCAGGAUCCAGUGUAAAUGCAAUCUUGAACCUAAAAAAACUGCCUUCCUCGUGCAUUUUGUUAGAUGGCUGGCUUCAGUACACAUGUCCAUCCACACAGUAUAGCAAUUUUUUGAGUGUCUAUAUCUUCUUGUAACCUGAUAAUUCUGGUUGUGGACUCAAUGACUAGAUGAGCACCAUGUCAAUCUCUAGUUCCAUCUAUGCUAAUUGGAGUUGGCGUGAGAACAUUCACAUUAGAUUGAUUAGAUUGAUGCUAGGGAGAUGUUGCAAGAAGAAUGAGGAUAGAGCAAUUGUGGUGGAUGACUAGGCUGCCCUUUCCACCCUAAACCUGAUGUACAGAGUUAAAAGCUAGUAAUUUUUGUUGCCUCUA
Messenger RNA from Setaria italica (foxtail millet), 3025 nucleotides. RefSeq lists its product as uncharacterized. The coding region runs from base 305 to 2584 and encodes 759 amino acids. The record is from RefSeq and is a predicted model, not a curated record. The transcript is spliced from 15 exons. Lineage: Eukaryota; Viridiplantae; Streptophyta; Magnoliopsida; Poales; Poaceae.